Lactuca saligna is the source of this 676-nucleotide messenger RNA. The record is from the annotation of a GenBank genome assembly. Lineage: Eukaryota; Viridiplantae; Streptophyta; Magnoliopsida; Asterales; Asteraceae.
CGACAUAAAACAAUAUGCACAUCUUUUAAUAAAUUGGGAUCGUACCUAGUUCACACAAAAGCAUUAACUCGAUCAAGAAAAUAUAUUUCUCCUCUAUAUAAUCAAGAAUAUAUUAGAGGUUAAACACACACAAAACAGAAAAAUGGAGGUCAAGAAAAUGGUGAAAGUAAUGAUGAUGAACUUCAAUAUCAUCAUGAUGGUUAUGGGGAUGGUGUCAGGGCAAGAUACAAACGGCACAACGCCUACUAAUCCUUUUCCCUUUACUGAUUGCUAUGGCAGGUGCUUAUUUUUCUGUCUGAUUGAACCCCAAAAUAUGUGUACAUGUACAUCUACAUGCCUCAAAAAAUGUCUUGAUACACCUUCUAACACAAUGGCUAUGGCUGUGGAUGGGGAUGGAGAGAAUUUUGGCUAUUGCAAGCUUGGUUGUGUCACUUCUUUUUGUUCGAACAUUGGCAACCAACAUAAUCUCGAUGGAGAAAGCAUGGGAAAAUGUGUGGAUUCUUGUUCUAGAAAGUGCACCAUGAGUUAUUACUUGGCCCCUUAAUCGGGAGAUUCUUGAUCUUAUAUUGAUGUGGCUCAAAAAGUAGAUUUUGAUAUCAAAGAAAAUACUACUAUGGCGAUGCACUUAAAAAAAUCAUUUAUCACAAAAAAAAUCUUGUUUAUAAGAGACUAUGAU